CACCUCGUUCCGGUUUGGUCUGUGCUUUUUCAGGGACGGCACAACGGAACACUAAAAAAGAAAAAAGAAAAAAAUGUGACAGCGAAUCAAGGAGCGCCAUUUGAAUUUAGUUGUGAAAACUUGGGAAAAAUAAAUUUUUGUUUAGUUUCCUCUUGGUUUAACGAAACCAACAAACUUGCAGCCAACUUCAGUAGAUCAUGUCCAAUUACCAAUUGCCCGAACAAGUCAAGCUUCUUGCUCAAACCACGCAAUUAAAGGGUCUUAUGACCAUUAUUCGUGACAAGAAUACCCCUCGUGCUGAUUUCAUCUUCUAUGCUGAUCGUAUUAUUCGUCUCCUAGUUGAAGAAGGAUUGAACCAUCUACCUGUAGUGGAUAAAACUGUUAUGACUCCUACUGCAGCUGAAUACGAUGGUAUUGCUUUUGAAGGCCGUAUUUGUGGUGUCUCCAUCAUGCGUGCCGGUGAAGCUAUGGAGCAAGGUUUGCGUGAAUGUUGCAGAAGCGUGAGAAUUGGUAAGAUCUUAAUCCAACGUGAUGAAGAAACCCAUCAGCCCAAGCUUUAUUAUUCCAAGCUUCCCAAGGACAUUGCUUCUCGAUAUGUUCUCUUAUUAGACCCUAUGUUAGCCACCGGUGGUUCUGCAAUGCAAGCUGUUCAAGUUUUGUUGGAUAACAAUGUUAAGGAAGAUCAUAUUAUUUUCUUGAACUUGAUCGGUUCACCUGAAGGUAUUGAUGCUUUCGUUCAGCGUUAUCCUAAGGUUAAGAUCGUUUGUGGUGAAGUUGAUGCUGGCUUGAAUGAUGAUAAGUAUAUAAUGCCCGGCUGUGGUGAUUUUGGUUGCAGAUAUUUCGGUACAGAUUAAACAACAAAUUCAAUCCUUCCUUUGUACAAUAAUGAAUUUAUAUGCAUGUAAUCAAUAGUAAAUAGAUUGUACCGUACAUCUUGUAAUAAACCACACAUCUUUUCUUAAAAAGAGCACUUUGACGUU
Mycotypha africana is the source of this 980-nucleotide messenger RNA. RefSeq names its product uracil phosphoribosyltransferase-domain-containing protein. The coding region runs from base 198 to 854 and encodes 218 amino acids. The record is from RefSeq and is a predicted model, not a curated record. The transcript is spliced from 6 exons. Lineage: Eukaryota; Fungi; Mucoromycota; Mucoromycetes; Mucorales; Mycotyphaceae.